Molecule: messenger RNA, 447 nt
Organism: Penicillium daleae
Lineage: Eukaryota; Fungi; Ascomycota; Eurotiomycetes; Eurotiales; Aspergillaceae
Exons: 2
Coding region: 1-447 (148 amino acids)
Source: RefSeq, a predicted model, not a curated record
AUGUUAAUUAUCAGUCUUUUCUCGUCCCUUCUUCCUCUUGCGAGCAUCGCCCUCGCUGGUCCAGUCAAGCGUGCCGAGUCUCUACACAUUCGGAACUUUUUUGUCGAGUAUGCCAAUGACGGUACGGGGGCACUGCAAUUUGCGCUACACAGUUCCGUGACGGGGCUCAAUGAUGAAUGUGUCCUUACAUGGAGUACCACAAGCGACAUCCAGCCCGGCCUCGCGAUGAAUAAAUGCCUCAACAACAACUACGAAUUCGGCUUUCGCUACGGCAUUGGUAAUAUCGAGAACUUUGUUCUAGCUAUUCAGCGUGUGAAUGGCACGCAGCGCGGAUAUGAAGUAAUUAGUGCUUAUGCAACGUAUCCGACUUGGAUUUGUACGAAGAAUCCGGCACCGGGCUUGCAGGAGCGAUGCAAGUGGAUAAGGGUACUGAAUAUUGACUUUUAG